Molecule: messenger RNA, 2751 nt
Organism: Ustilago hordei
Lineage: Eukaryota; Fungi; Basidiomycota; Ustilaginomycetes; Ustilaginales; Ustilaginaceae
Product: putative heat shock protein HSP104 (endopeptidase Clp ATP-binding chain HSP104)
Exons: 1
Coding region: 1-2751 (916 amino acids)
Biological process (GO): cellular response to heat
Cellular component (GO): cytoplasm; cytosol
Molecular function (GO): ATP binding; ATP hydrolysis activity
Source: RefSeq, a predicted model, not a curated record
AUGUCAUUCGAGUUCACCGAUAGAGCUCAGACUUCGGUCUCGGCAGCACUUCAGCUUGCCAAAGAUCACUCCCACCCUCAGAUUGCUCCAGCUCACAUUGCUCUGGCUCUUUUGACAGACGACACGUCCAACUCGCAAGGCGUUCAGUCUACCAACGAAUCCAGCCAGUCACUCUUCAAGAGCAUCUGCACCAAGGCAGGCGUCGAUAUCAAACUCUUUGAAGACAAGCUUCGAACCACGCUCCGCAAGAUCCCCUCUCAGUCUCCUCCACCCGACGACGUUAGCCUCUCCAACCAGGCCGUCAAAGUACUCAAGGAAGCUGAGAGUCAGAAGAGUAGCCAGCGCGAUGCCUACAUCGCUCAAGACCACAUCCUCCUCGGCCUCAUCCAGGACAAGAGCAUUGAGCAGCUUCUCAAGGAGGCUGGUCUCGUCAAUCAAGAACUCAUCAAGACUGCCAUCACACAAGCAAGAGGCGGUCGCCACAUCGACAGCAAGAGCGCAGAAGCAGGCUACGAUGCUCUCGCCAAGUACUGCACCGAUCUCACCCAGCUCGCUGCCGAGGGCUCGCUCGAUCCCGUCAUCGGUCGAGACAUUGAAAUCCGUCGAGCGGUCCGCGUUCUCUCUCGAAGGACCAAGAACAACGCCGUCCUUAUUGGUAGUCCUGGUGUAGGUAAGACCGCUAUCGUCGAAGGUCUUGCUCAGCGUGUCGUCGACCGCGAUGUUCCUCCCAAUCUCCUCGGCAAGAUCCUCAGUCUUGACGUCGGUGGUCUCAUGGCCGGCGCCAAGUACCGCGGUGAAUACGAGGAGCGCGUCAAGUCGGUGCUAUCCGACAUUGAGAAGAUGACUGCAGACGGCACACCCUGCAUUCUAUUCAUCGAUGAGAUGCAUCUUCUCAUGGCUGGUCAGGGCAGCUCAGGCGGAGGCAUGGACGCUGCCAACCUGCUCAAGCCCAUGCUUGCACGUGGCAAGCUCCGUGUCAUCGGCUGCACCACUGCCAACGAAUACCGACAGUACAUCGAGAAGGACGCUGCACUCGAGCGUCGUUUCCAGUCUAUCCUCGUCAACGAACCCUCGGUCGAGGACUGCAUCGCCAUCUUGCGAGGUAUCCGCGACAAGUACGAGGUUCACCACGGUGUUCGCAUUCUCGACUCGGCCAUCGUCUCGGCAGCACAGCUGGCUAAGCGUUACCUCACUGAUCGACGCUUGCCCGACUCGGCCAUCGACCUUGUCGACGAAGCCUGUGCCGACGUUAGGGUUUCGCGAGAGACUGUUCCCGAAGAAGUCGACAAGCUGGAGCGCAAGCGUCUCCAGCUCGAGAUUGCCGUCCAUGCCCUCUCUCGAGAGAAGGAUGUCCAGUCCAAGCAGUCGCUCGAGGAGACCAGGAAGCAGAUUCAGGCCAUCGAUGAUGAGCUCGCCCCCAUCAAGGCUGCUUUCGAAGCGCAGAAGGCCAAGGGCGAGGAGAUGAACAACGUUCGACGUAAGAUGGAAGAAGUUCGCGCCAAGAUCGCCGAAGCCGAGCGUCGCUACGACCUGGCCACUGCUUCCGAUCUCAAGUUCUACGCUCUACCUGAUCUCGAGGCGAAGCUGAAGCAACUUCAGGCUGCUGAGCGCAAGCGCGAGGAGGAAGGUCUCAACUCGGACAACAACUCGGUCACUGCUGAUGCGAUCGCCACCAUUGUUUCGCGCUGGACGGGUAUCCCUGUUUCGCGCAUGCUCGAGUCGGAGAAGAACAAGUUGCUCCGUCUGGAACGCACACUGGCCAAGGAGGUCAUUGGUCAGGAGGAAGCAGUCAAGAGCGUCGCUCAAGCCAUUCGACUGUCACGCUCUGGCCUCGCGGAUGCCAACCGACCGAUCGCAUCGUUCCUCUUUGCUGGUUCUUCCGGUUCAGGUAAGACGCUGCUCAGCCGAACAUUGGCCAAGUGUAUGUUCGAUUCGGCGGAUGCCAUGGUUCGCAUCGACUGCAGCGAGUUUUCGGAGAAGCACUCGAUCUCGCGUCUCAUUGGCGCUCCACCGGGCUAUGUUGGUCACGAAGAGGGAGGUGUUCUGACAGAAGCCGUUCGACGCAAGCCCUUCAGUAUUGUGUUACUCGACGAGAUCGAGAAAGCAUCACGCGAGUUCAUCCAGCUCUUCCUCGGUGUUCUUGACGAGGGUCGUCUACAGGACAGCCAGGGUCGCCAAGUCUCCUUCCGAAAUACCAUCAUCAUCAUGACUUCAAACCUCGGGUCCGCCUACAUCAACGAGUCUCAGGCUGAAGAGAUGACCGAGGCAACCAAACAACUUGUCAUGGGUAGCAUCAAAGCCGCCAUGCCUACCGAGUUUGUCAACCGAAUCGAUAGCAUCGUUGUGUUCAGCAAGCUCUCACGUCGCAACGUCAAGUCGAUUGUCGAUGUUCGUCUGCGCGAGAUCGAGCAGCGCAUCCAAGCCAACGGUGGCAAGUCGAAGCUCGUGCUCGAUGAAGGUGCAAAGGACUUUCUGGUGGCUACUGGCUUUUCGCCUACCAUGGGUGCUCGUCCAUUGAACAGGUCGAUUCAGCAGGAACUCUUGUCGCCUUUGUCCAUCCUGAUUUUGUCAGCUAGGAUCAAUAUCAAGGAGGAUGCACAGAUCCAAGUCAAGUUCGACCAGCACAGAAACGGGUUGGUCGUCAUACCCAACCACGCCAGUGCGAAUAAUGGCGGGGUGGAGGAUCAAGAUAUGUCGGACGACGCGGAUAGUCAAGACUAUGCCAGGAUUGACGAGGAUCCCCUUGAUUAA